AUGGAUACUUAUCCCAAUGAUUAUUUAAAAAUUAAUAGAAUUGGAGAAAGAAUUUACAAAACAAUGGUAGUUUCUCCAGACUACCAAGUAAAUUUGGAAAAUUUGGAAAGGGAGGAAAAAAUAUUAGAAGACUUAACUCUUCCAAAUGGAAACAAAAUUCUCCAAUAUGUAGAGAUAACUAAUGUCAAAGAAGAAACUUCCGAAUUAACCUUUCUUGCCUCUUUUGUUGAAAAGUUUUUAAAAGAAGAACCUUUAAAUUCUCAAAAACAACACUUAAUUCGCUUGUUUAAAGCAAUGGAAUACGAUUUUCUCCAUGGAAGAAUGGUUACUCGCAUAAUUGAUAACAGUACUUUUGGAGAAAAUUAUAACCGUUCCGGAGGAUUUGAAAGAGAUCGUGAUUUUGCCCUAAUGGAUGAGCAUACUAGUGCUGAAAAUCCUCAAAAGAGUUCUAUUGCAGAAAAUUUAAGAGAAUAUG
Molecule: messenger RNA, 475 nt
Organism: Funneliformis geosporum
Lineage: Eukaryota; Fungi; Glomeromycota; Glomeromycetes; Glomerales; Glomeraceae
Source: the annotation of a GenBank genome assembly